Messenger RNA from Cryptococcus wingfieldii CBS 7118, 822 nucleotides. RefSeq lists its product as hypothetical. The transcript is spliced from 3 exons. The coding region runs from base 1 to 822 and encodes 273 amino acids. The record is from RefSeq and is a predicted model, not a curated record. Lineage: Eukaryota; Fungi; Basidiomycota; Tremellomycetes; Tremellales; Cryptococcaceae.
AUGACCCCCACCCCAGCCAGGAGCUCCGGUGAAGGCGAUACCACCCCACAAAUGCAUCCAGACCACCAAUCCCACACCGCCCGCCGCAGACGUACCGGCAAACUCUCCCAGUUCUUCGGCGAAACCAUCGACCUCAACAAAUCCCCCGCUGAACUCUCCUCCACCCUCCCCCGCUCCAACUCUCUCACCCGCAAGGGCUCUUCCCGCAGAUCCAUCCUCCCCACGUCGCCUCCCAGCCCGGGCUUUGGAGGAGGGGCGGGGGGAAAGUGGAAGACGAGGAGGGAGACGAUGGAUGCGGUGUUGGGCGAGAUGUGGAGGAGUGUACAGGAUGAGAGAGGGAAGGGCGGGAUGAAGUUGGAUGAGGUGGAUAGGCUUGGGGAUUUGAUGAGUGUUUUGAGGGAUAGACGGGAUCAGAGGGAGAGGAUGGGGAGCAGGCGGUGGGGUACGCAGGAGGAGAGUAUCUGGUCGAACGGUAUCGCUAGCACUAUCUGGAGAUUGGUGGGAAAAGAGAAUGGGAGUCUGCCGGUGACUGAUUGGUUGUGCCCCGCCGCUUUUGGUAUGGUGAAGGGAGACGGGGAUGUUGUUAUACAAGAGCAUGUCGAGGGCACUUUGGAGGAGUUUCUACCCGGGGAUCAGGGCAAGGUGGUUUUCACCGUCCGAGACUAUCAGCUGCAAGAUCCCUCGAAUGGCUCCGUCAUCCACGAAGCCUAUAUCAACAGACGCACCUGGGCAAUAAUCAUCCUCUUCAACAUCUCCUUCGUUGUCAAAGUAACAGGCGCAGACGAGCUCCGCGUCAGCCAUAUCAGAAUGGAAGUCUGUUGA